UGUAGUUGGACUGCUCUGACGGUGCUGUAGCCCUGUGCCUGUGUAGGGGAUUUACUAUCCGGGGCGGAGCUGCACAGUGAGGUCUCCUGUUACUGCUGUUUAUUUACCUGCGAGUGCCAGGUGCCGGCGACAAUGAGCGGGUUACAGAACAAUGACUUGAAAAGACAAUUUCUCAUGGAGCGAUUACUGGAUGCAGUAAAGCAGUGUCAGAUUAGAUUUGGAGGACGCAAGGAAAUUGCUUCAGACUCCGAUAGCCGAGUUAUUUGUUUGUGCGCUCAGUUUGAAGCUGUGCUUCAGCAUGGCUUGAAAAGAAGCAGAGGAUUAGCAUUAACAGCAGCAGCAAUCAAACAGGCAGCAGGAUUCUCAAGUAAAACAGAGACAGAUCCUGUAUUUUGGGUGUAUGUGAAAGAAAUUCUCAACAAACAUGAGCUUCAGAGAUUCUACUCUUUGAAGAACAUCAUGACCGAUAUAGGGAGGGGCCGUGCAUGGCUGCGCUGUGCUUUGAAUGAACAUUCCCUGGAGCGUUAUGUACAUAUGCUGCUUGGAGAUCCAAACAGGCUUAGUUUCUUCUAUGAAGACUGGUCAUUCCUAUUAGACGAAGAACGCUCCAGUAUGCUCCCUACCAUGGCAGCUGGUUUGAACUCCAUCCUUUUUGCAAUCAACAUUGAUAAUAAAGACCUGAAUGGACAAGCAAAAACAGGUCCUACAGUUUCCCAUCUUCUAAAGGAGUCUACACAGAAUGUCACCUCUUUACUUAAAGAAUCCACGCAAGGCGUCAGCAGUCUCCUUCGAGAGAUCACUUCAUCCUCUGCUGUCUCUAUUUUAAUCAAACCAGAGCAGGACUCUGACCCUCUUCCUGUGCUGUCUAGAAGUCUUACCUCAGAUGGCAAAUCUAAAAGAGAUCGAAAAAAGAAGAAAAAAGUGUCGACUAUCAUCUCGUUUGAUGAUGAUGGGGAUGUGGAACAUCCACAUCUGGUGGAGGUUUCAAAGUUCCAGAAGAGUGGCCUUGAGAGUUCACAAGAGCAGUCUGACAGGUCCUCGGCAGAGCUGCCUCUCUUUGAAGCGCAGUUUGAAUUAAACUUGCAAGACAAGGAAAACGCAGACUGUUCUUGGAAAAAUGAUUCUCCAUGUGUUAAUGGGGAUUUUGGCUAUAGAAAGCUGGACGUAAAAAGCAUUGAUGAUGAAGAACUAGAUGACUAUGACACAUAUCAGCCAGAACCUGUCAGCAAGUCGGAAGUUAGAGCUGAGAAAGAGUCUACUGAACAGACUCUUGUAGGAGGCUCAGAAAAACCCCAGGUUUGCUGCUGGACAUCAUUACAAGUGCUAACCAAUGAAGCUGAGGUGUUGUUUCCUGUCAAUGCUGCUGGUUCCUAUUCCCACUUAGAUUCCACUAUGGAUAAUUUGCAGUAUUCUGAUGAGAAUGAGAGUGCUGCCUUUGCUGUAGAGCUGGCUCAGAGAGGAUCAGACAUCCAGUUCAGCAUGGACGCCAGUCCUCCCGCUCCUGUGACUACAAUGAGUAGCAAACUGCCUGCAGCACAAGAGCCAGACUCAAUGACAGUUAGUGAACUUCAUCAAGCUGUUGUUCUCCUGAUGAAUAGAAAAGACGAGCUUGAACAGCAAAAUACAUCACUGAGAAACCUGCUUGAUUCGGAGAUGGAACAUUCUUCAGCACUCAGGCUGGAAACUGACAACCUGAGGAGGAAAGUGGCAGAACAGGAGGAGCGACAUGCAGCGAAAAUCCAGGCUUUGGCAAGGGAAAACGAAGUAUUAAAAGUCCAGCUGAAGAAGUAUGUUGGUGCAGUGCAGAUGCUGAAGAGGGAAGGAAGCAAUGACACAAUCCCAAACCUUCGCAAUAUUGAUGGAGAAAUUAUCCCAGAAGUAAAACCAAUGGUGGAUCAUGACGAGUUGGCCAGUUCAUAUGAACGAAAACUAAUAGAGGUUGCUGAAAUGCAUGGAGAGCUGAUGGAAUUCAACGAAAGGCUUCACCGUACUCUAAUCGCAAAAGAAACACUUGUGUCGCAGAUGAGACAAGAACUUAUAGAUCUGAGAGGGCCGGUCCCUGGAGAUUUGAGUCAAACAUCUGAGGACCAGAGUUUGUCAGAUUUUGAAAUAUCACACUGUGCCCUUAUAAAUGUUUGGAUACCCUCCGUUUUCCUGCGAGGUAAAUCAACCCACGCCUAUCACGUCUACCAGGUUUACAUCAGGAUUAAAGAUGAGGAAUGGAACAUUUAUCGAAGAUAUGCAGAGUUCCGGAGUUUACAUCACAAGUUGCAAAGCAAAUAUCCUCACAUUAGGACCUUCCACUUUCCACCAAAAAAGGCCAUUGGGAACAAGGAUGCAAAGUUUGUGGAGGAGCGACGGAAACAACUGCAGAAUUACUUAAGGAAUGUCAUGAACAAAGUCAUACAGACGGUGCCAGAUUUCGCUGCCAAACCCAACAAAGAAGGCUUAACACAGCUAAUGCCCUUUUUUAUUGACAUCCAAGGCAAUCCAGAGCAAGGCAGCAAAGGCAGCCGGCCAAAAGUGGUUUCCCGCUUUCCGAAAUUAUCUCGCAGUCACCAGAGAGAGUCACGGAACCCUGAGCCUCAGAGCGGGGACCUCUGACCUGUUACUCCGUAAUAACAAUAUAUUAGUAAUAUCAUUAGUUGGGUAUAGACGGCUGCUCUCAGCAAAAUGACUGUCCUGAAAUAGGUCACCUCGCUGCGUCGAGAUGAAGACAGAGGCCACCUCUGAGCAAUCACGUUUUUUGUUUGCUCGACCAUAUUUUUUAGGCUUUUCUUUAACUUCCACAUUAAUCACUCUUCUCACGGGGUCACUUAGAGCAUGGGCAUUUCAUUCCUUUUCUUAUUAGGCAGAAGCAUUAUGGUGGGAUACAGAUCUAUAAAAUGUUAUCUCAGUCUUUACUAUUAUCUUUCUAGGAACCAGUAUUAUUUUUGUCCCAAUGAGCAUUACAGAUGAUUGCAUCUGCUUAUUUUAUUACAGUAUUUUCCAACGACGGAGCUCUACUUGAGCUUACAAAAAAAAUAAAAAAUGUUUAUAUACAGGGGUUAGGUAUGUAACAACCUGCUAUGAUUACUUGGGUUUCUUUGGUAUUACAUGGAUUAGAUUGCGGGUGUUGGUUAAUAUAUUUCACUAUUUCUAAAACAUUACGAUAAUAGAGAGUAAAGGCUCCUGUACAGGCACUAAAGGACAUUCAGUCUGAAGGAUUAAUAUGGCGGAUGUAUUUGAGCCGCACUUACUAUAAAGCACUUUAUGCCUAUGAACUGGGUUUUAUAUUGCAAAAUAUCCCUUUUAAUAUGGCCAAAAUUUAAAUUAAUUAAAAGAUAAAUAAUAUGUAUAACAUUAA
Pseudophryne corroboree (corroboree frog) is the source of this 3346-nucleotide messenger RNA. It is a transcript of the gene SNX29, whose product is annotated as sorting nexin 29. The coding region runs from base 133 to 2604 and encodes 823 amino acids. The transcript is spliced from 21 exons. Gene Ontology annotation, molecular function: phosphatidylinositol binding. The record is from RefSeq and is a predicted model, not a curated record. NCBI's taxonomy places the organism in Eukaryota, Metazoa, Chordata, Amphibia, Anura, Myobatrachidae.